Poecile atricapillus (Black-capped chickadee) is the source of this 3155-nucleotide messenger RNA. It is a transcript of the gene SHC2, whose product is annotated as SHC adaptor protein 2. The transcript has 13 exons. NCBI's taxonomy places the organism in Eukaryota, Metazoa, Chordata, Aves, Passeriformes, Paridae. Gene Ontology annotation, molecular function: receptor tyrosine kinase binding. Bases 88 to 1884 code for a protein of 598 amino acids. The record is from RefSeq and is a predicted model, not a curated record. Gene Ontology annotation, biological process: cell surface receptor protein tyrosine kinase signaling pathway; intracellular signal transduction. Gene Ontology annotation, cellular component: plasma membrane.
CAUGACAUCAGCGCGGCGCGGCCCCGGGGGAGCGGGCGGGGGGUGGGAGCCGGCGCGGCGGCAGCGGAGCGGAGCGCGGCCCCGGGCAUGCUCCCGGAGCCCAAGUAUGACCGCUUCCGCGACGAGCCGCUGACCGCCCCCAUGCCGUCGCCGGCCCCCGCGCCGUGCCCCGCGGCGGGCGAGGAGCCCGAGCACGGCACCACCUUCUGCGCGCUGCUGCCGCGGAUGCCGCAGUGGAAGUUCCCCGGCUCCAGCGGCUUCCUCGGCCGCGGCCCCGCCGGCACCGCCCGGGACGCCCCCGCCGCGGCGGAGUUCCCCUCGGGGCUGGCCGCCGUCCUGGGCGCCUGCGAGCCGCUGUGCGCCGCGCCCUGCGCGCUGCCGGGCGGGCGGGCGCGGGGGGCGGCGGGGCGGGCGCGGGGGGCGGCGGCGCCCGCGGGGCCCCGGCCCGGCGGGGACGAGUGGAGCCGUAAGGGCAGCUUCAUCCGCAAACCGGCGCAGGGCUGGCUGCACCCCGACGAGCGGGUGCUGGGGCCCGGCGUUUCCUACAUUGUCCGGUACAUGGGGUGCAUUGAGGUGCUGCGCUCCAUGAGGUCCCUCGACUUCAACACCAGGACACAGGUCACCAGGGAAGCCAUCAACAGACUAUACGAGGCAGUGCCGGGUGUGAAGGGCAUCUGGAAGAAGAAGGCUCCCAACAAAGCCCUGUUCUCCAUCCUGGGCAAGAGCAACCUGCACUUCGCUGGCAUGAGCAUCGCUGUCAACAUCUCGGUUGAUGGGCUGAACCUCAUGAUCCCCACCACACGCCAGAUCAUCGCCAACCACCACAUGCAGUCCAUCUCCUUCGCCUCCGGUGGGGACAUGGACACCACGGAUUAUGUUGCCUAUGUCGCCAAGGACCCCAUCAACCAGAGAGCCUGCCACAUCCUGGAGUGCUGCGAGGGGCUGGCGCAGAGCGUCAUCAGCACGGUGGGACAGGCCUUUGAGCUGCGCUUCAAGCAGUACCUACACAGCCCCCCCAAGGUGGUGGUACCCCCAGAGAGGGCACUGGCUGCAGAGGAGUCAGCCUGGGGGGAGGAUGAGGAGGCGGCUGAGCACGAUUACUACAACAGCAUCCCAGGGAAGGAGCCUCCCCCAGGGGGCCUGGUCGACUCCCGGCUCCGCCACAGCACAGCCCUGGGCCACGUCCGCACUCAGCCCUCCAGCUCUGUCCCCCCAGGCCAGGGCGGGUUAGCAGCCAGACGAGACCCGAGCAGCCAGCUGGGGCCACCCUGGGACCUGGAGAGCCAGGGCCAGCCCUGCGACGGGUACCUGCAGGCAGACAGCCACGCCCUGGGGCCACGGGACUACGAGGAGCACAUGUACGUGAACACGCAGAGCUUGGAUGCCUGGGAGCCGGAGCUGGUGGCUCAUGGGGCAGCGGAGGAGAGCCCCAAGAAGGACCUCUUUGAUAUGAGGCCAUUUGAGGAUGCCCUGAAGCUCCACGAGUGCAUUGCAGGGGGUGGCACCAGCCCCCCCAUUGAGGACCAGUGGCCGAGCCCCCCCACGCGGAAGGCCCCGAUCGCCCCCACGGAGGAGCAGCUCCGGCGGGAGCCCUGGUACCACGGGAAGAUGAGCCGCUGGGAUGCUGAGAGGCUCCUGCAGAUGGACGGGGACUUCCUGGUGCGGGACAGCCUCACCAACCCGGGGCAGUACGUGCUGACCGGCAUGCACAGCGGGCAGCCCAAGCACCUGCUGCUGGUGGAUCCCGAGGGAGUGGUGAGGACCAAGGAUGUGCUGUUUGAGAGCAUCAGCCACCUCAUCAGCCACCACCGGGAGAAUGCGCAGCCCAUCGUGGCAGCAGAGAGCGAGCUGCACCUCCGCCAGGUUGUACAGAGGAAGCAGUGAUGCCAAGGGGAGAGGUCUUGUGGUCCCUGGCCCUGCAGGUCCUCCCUGGCUGCUGCCUACCUCCAUCAUCUGCAUGGGGCACCCUGCCCAGCUGGACACAAAGAUGUUUAAUUCCACACGUACAGGUGAAAUGCUGUUGGGGUGGGAACUGCUUGGUGGCCUCAGCAGGAGGGAUGGAGCCUGAAGCCUCAGGCAGGGCUGCCCUCACUUGCCCCAGCACUGGAGUGGGGGCUGGUGGACAUUGCUGUAGCUCCUGGCUUGGCUCUGCCUAUGGGGACAGGCAUGACCAUCUCUUGGACGCUGGUGCUGUUGGAUGUUCCUGCUGGGGACAUCCCUUUUCAGCUGGAUUCUCCCCAGGAAUGGUUGCCACAUGAUGCUCCCUGUGGCCCCAAGCCCCUGCAGCCUUCCCCAGGCCAUGGCCAGGAUGGAGCUACUGUGGGAAGGUGCAGGGCAGGGCUGAGCUGCUGGCACUGUCUCACGAGGUGUCCCAUGGCCCGUGGGGGCUCCCUGGCCAGCUCAGGGCUUUGGCAGGUUUUUAUGGCACACACAGCCCCCUUUACCUGCCCUGUGUCUGCUGCUGGGCACAGGUUUGUGGUUUGGAAUACAUUUCUAAUUCAACCUGGAAAUGAGCAAGGAACACAGGUGGUUCAUGCCACCCCUGGGCAUGGUGCUGGGACAGGUCUCCGUCACUGCCUGUUCCUGCCUGGUCUCACCUUGGCCAACCCAUCCUGUCCAGUCACACUUGUCUCUGCCCCUCUCUCCCCCAUGGAUCCCCCAUGGAUCACCCAGUGUCCCCCUGGCUUCAGAGUGGCCUUUGGCACCCAGGGCUGGCCCUGCACAGCCUCUCUUCCUCACACCUGGCAGCUCCCUGUCCUGCUGGCUGCUGCCAGCUCCCCUCUUGCCUCCUCCUGGAGCAGCACAUGGCCACCCACUCCUGAACCUCCUGGAGUGCCUCUGAGUGGCACAAGCCAAGCUGUGACCCACUAGUGAAUGUGGCAGCCAGCAUAACCAGAGCCGUGGGUGGGCCUGGCUGUGCUUCCUGUGUUACAGGUGGGCAGCAGCCAGCUGGGGGGGUCCAGCAGCAGUCCUGGCUGCUGGUGGCCUGUCCUGGCUCUGCUCCGUGUGCCCAGUGCUGCUCCCAGCACCCACCUCGGGCAGCAGGGUCACCCCAGCACCCUCAGCCCCUUGCUGGGGAUGGCCAGCAUCCAGGCUGGCCAGUGCCGGCUGAGCCAAUGAAUUAAAUAAGCCCCUAAAUAAAGCCCAGUAAUGAA